Molecule: messenger RNA, 3148 nt
Organism: Hippocampus zosterae (dwarf seahorse)
Lineage: Eukaryota; Metazoa; Chordata; Actinopteri; Syngnathiformes; Syngnathidae
Gene: hs3st3l
Product: heparan sulfate (glucosamine) 3-O-sulfotransferase 3-like
Exons: 3
Coding region: 384-1460 (358 amino acids)
Molecular function (GO): [heparan sulfate]-glucosamine 3-sulfotransferase activity
Source: RefSeq, a predicted model, not a curated record
AGAGAGAGAGAGAGAGAGAGAGAGAGAGAGAGAGAGAGAGAGAGAGAUCCCCUUGAGAUAAACCAUGCUGGAGAGUUGCAGAGUAAUUCCGCGCAGGGGGAUAGAGCACCGAACACUCUGCCGGUUUCGAAUUUAUGAUUAAGGUUUACUGGUCACCCCAGGGGGUCUCGAGUCCUCUAUGCGAAAGUAAAUCAAGUUUGAGAAAGCGACAAAUUUCGUGUGAGUGACUAAUUGAUGCGUACCGGACGCGGACCGGAUGGGAGCGCACAAGACGAGACACCCUGAAAGAGUUUUUUUUAAAAUCUCAUCGGAGCGUGAAUAUGCCGGGAUGUGAGCCGAACGCGAGGUAGAAUGGCCUCUCAUCCUACAUGGAUCUCUGAGGGAUGGCAGCUUUUUGCACUCAUCAUCACCAUCUUCCAAACGCGGACUUGCGGAGACUUUUCCACCGGCUCACCAUCGCGUCUUCUCUGAGUAUCCUCUGCUUCUCCCUGGUUUACCUCCUCGCCGGAUGCUGCCAGUCCGGACUGGUGGAGAACUCUGACAGCAAGCCAAACGCGUUCGGGUUCCUCACGCCGGGAUGGCCGUACGAGAGGAACGUCACCGGGGUGGGCGCGUCAGUGGGCGAUGGUGCGUUCGCGGCUCAAGGCGGGAUGGAGUCGAACAGCUCUGGGAAAGAAUGGACGGCCACUCGCAGGUUACCCCAAGCUCUGAUCAUCGGGGUUAAGAAGGGAGGAACGAGAGCUCUGCUGGAGUUUCUGCGGCUCCAUCCUGACAUCCGGGCUCUUGGUUCCGAACCGCACUUCUUUGACCGGCAUUACGCACGCGGACUGGACUGGUACAGGAGUAUGAUGCCCAAAGCGCUGAAUGGCCAGAUCGUAAUGGAGAAGACACCGCGCUACUUUGUUACCAUUGAAACACCAGCGAGAGUCCACGCGAUGUCACAAGAGGUGAAACUGAUCGUGGUCGUGCGAGACCCGGUGACCCGAGCUAUAUCCGACUACACACAAAUCAUCUCCAAGACGCCUGACAUCCCUUCUUUUGAGAGCCUCGCCUUCAAGAAUCGUACCACAGGUCUGAUUGAUGCUCAGUGGAGCCCUCUAUGGAUCGGCCUGUACGCCCAGCACAUGGAGCGGUGGCUGGCCUGGUUCCCCCGGAGUCAAGUGCAUCUGGUCAGCGGCGAAAGGCUCAUCUCUGAUCCAGCCGGGGAAGUGGGGAAAGUCCAGGACUUUCUGGGUCUCCAGAGGAUUGUAACAGACAAACACUUCUACUUCAACAAAACAAAAGGCUUCCCUUGCCUGAAGAAACCCGAGGGGAGUAGUAAACCCCACUGCCUGGGGAAGACCAAAGGGCGGACCCAUGCCUCAAUCGACCCGGAAGUGAUGCAGAAACUGAGGGAUUUUUACAAGCCCCAUAACCAGCAUUUCUACCUGAUGGCGGGGCAGGAUUUUGGAUGGCAGUGAAAAUGUCAAUUAGUAUUUUGUUAGCAAAGUAAUCAUCAAUUAAUUGAGAAACCUUUUCUCUGAAACCCAUGAAUAUACACCAAUGCUCCUUUUCCACUGUACGGUACUUAGUCUUCUCUCUGCAACAUUUCUAUUGACAAAACAUUUGUUGUACUACAUUUGUUGUUGUUAUUCAGCCGUGGUUCCAAGCACAGUGAGCAUCCACCAUACACGACUAGAAAUGACAAAAAUAAAUGCACACUUAUGUUUUCCUGUUGCUGCUCAUUCUUCCCUUGAGGACAAUUUAUCUCAUUUCACAACCACACACCGAAAAGUAAAUACUGCGUUGCAGUUCUGGGAAAAUGAAGCUUCAAAUUUACUUCAUGAACCAGCAAAUAUCCCAUGAUCAGAGAUAUCUGAAAGACUUAUCCUGAAUGAUUAUCACGUAAUGUGGUCAAAGCCGAAACAUUUUAAACGUUCAGUAUUUCUGAUCUCAAAUCUUAACAUUUGUGGUCAACACCGAGUUAGGCGGAGACACAGAUUUGUGAUUAUGAGGAAAAUGAUCAACAGCUCAUCGGAACGCGACCUGGGGAUUUUGCAAAUGAGACAUAGUUACCAUAUAAGCCUAUUUUAUAGUUUUUUUUUUAAUGCUGCGCUCUCUCUCAUUUUGUAUUUUUGUCGUCUGGAGGACUUGUUGGUUCUUAAUCCUCACCAAGUCGAUCAACACAUAGGCCUGUCUACUGAGUGACAUCAUCCAAGUAUUGUUCCCGAAAAAGAGAUGCAUAUUUUAUGUGGCAAACGUCGGAGUGCGGUGAGUGAGAGAAUCUUUAAAUGAGCUCGCAUUUGUCUGAGUGGUUUUGUAUUCUUAAAUAAUGAAUGUGGCUAAAUGGAUGAAGGUGGUGGAAGUGAUGGGAAUCACUUGGCCCCUCGGCACGUGCCGGACUGUACGCGUGUGCGUGCUGUGGCUCGGCUCGGCACAUUUGAGGGAGUGAGGAGGCCAAAUAGUCUCACAAAGAUGAUAAACCCGUACGGGACAAGUUCAGAACGACUCUGAACUUGUUCUGACAGAACCCCAUGGAGUCAAGUGAAAUCAUCAUUCUUUGGUUGUCAGGCUUUGUGAAGCCUGCUUGUCGGGCUUUAUUUCUGCAUGUAUUAGCACAAGUUCGAAAACCAAAAAAACAAAAACAAACCCAAGCUAUUUUUAAGCAUAAAAAAAUGGCAAUCAGUCACAUUUAUUGCCCUCCACCCAUCUGCUGCUUGCAAGUCUCUCUGCAGCGCUUGAUUUCUUUGCAAAUGUAACCAUAUUCAUUUCAAUAAGUUGCUCUGUUGCACCGUAUGUUGAUGUAUUUGAAAAUAAAAACAAAGCUGUAAUAGAUACUUUUCGUGACCUAGAAGUGAUUUUAAUUCACGUCGCCGACGUUGGAAUGGGCUCUGUAAACGACCCCCCCUGCCAUUCUGUUAUUUCAACAGGUUAGAAUAAAUCACAACUGCUGACUGUGACGCCCUCUUGUGGCCAAAAUAGUAAACACACCUUCCAACCUAUACUGUAUAGCAAAAAACAAACAAACAAAAAAAAUCCACACAAAAUGUAUCCAAAGGAAACGACACAAAAGUGCUUCAUGACACAGUCCAAUAAAAUCGAAUUUCGAUUCCAACCGUGACUUAAGAAAGUUUCACAUUUCUCAACUGAUUCAGUACCAGCCAAUUCU